Molecule: messenger RNA, 816 nt
Organism: Stylophora pistillata
Lineage: Eukaryota; Metazoa; Cnidaria; Anthozoa; Scleractinia; Pocilloporidae
Source: RefSeq, a predicted model, not a curated record
AUGACACGACCCUCUGCACACAAGCUUUCAGUGGAGGAUGAGUUUCUCAUGUUACUGAUGAAGCUGAUGACGGGACUGUCCAACAUUGAUUUAGCAGAGAGGUUUUGUGUAUCCGAGAGUACUGUAAAUAAUAUUAAUCUUACUUGGGUUAAUUUUGUGUACAAUGUAAUUGGCAGCCUAAAAAUAUGGCCACAUAGAGAUAUAAUUAUAAAACAUUCUCCAGAGGAAUUUAUCAAGAAAUAUCCUAAGACUAUUGUGACUGUUGAUGCGACUGCACUGAAAAGUCAAGUCCUUAGUUCAUUUCAAAAGCACAUUGAGAGCUGCAGUACUUACAAGUCCCACACAACUUUUAAGUCUGUUAUACGAGUUGAUCCUAAUGGGGGCAUUAUGUUUGUUUCUCAAUCAUUCGAAGGUUCCAUUUCUGAAAAACAAAUAGUGCAGAGAUCAGGGUUUCUGGAAACUGUGAAACAGAAAGUACAAUGUGGUGAACUAAAAGAAGGAGAUCCCGUCAUGGCAGACAAAGGUUUUGACAUUGGUGAUGACAUUGCAAAACUAAAAUUCAAAUUGAAUAUUCCCCCCUUCUUGAAGGACAAAGCGGGAUUCGAAGAGAGUGAUGUAAUCAAGACCCAAACAAUAGCACGGCAUCGCAUUCAUGUUGAAAGAGCUAUAGGUAAAGUUCGGAGAUUUAGAAUUUUCCACUCUGUCAUUCCAGUUUCUAUGUUUGGCAGUAUUAAUCAGACAUGGAGUGUUGCCUGUUUCCUUUUUAAUUUCUUAAACCCAGUACUUUCUAAAGAUGAAAUAUCACAAAAGACAUAA